Molecule: messenger RNA, 2779 nt
Organism: Clupea harengus (Atlantic herring)
Lineage: Eukaryota; Metazoa; Chordata; Actinopteri; Clupeiformes; Clupeidae
Product: polymerase delta-interacting protein 2-like
Biological process (GO): error-free translesion synthesis
Cellular component (GO): mitochondrial nucleoid; nucleus
Molecular function (GO): DNA binding
Source: RefSeq, a predicted model, not a curated record
UUGGGCAAAGCGUUGAAUUCGCGAACGCGCAACGGAAGAAGCUAAUCCAAACAUGGCAGCCUGUGUCCUACGACGAGGGCUGCUAUCUACGUUUAGUAAAAUAAAUAAAAAACACUCGUAUCGAGUAUUAUACGUCGACUUCAACAGUAAACACGACCUGCAAAGACGUAGGUUAUUGUGCUCAACAUGCAACGUUUUCGACAUACAGCAAAAACGGUUCAUGUCAUCACGGCCCGAAGGAAAGGUGCUGGAGACGGUGGGAGUAUUUGAGGCACCAAAGCAACACGGAAAAUACGAAACUGGACAGCUGUUUCUGCACAGCGUGUUUGGCUACAGGGGGAUAGUGCUCUUUCCCUGGCAUGCCCGCCUGUAUGACCGCGAUGUCUCACCACAGGCCGCUGAAAGUAAGUCUGAGCCCCCUGGAGCUCAUGGGGCUAAAGAAGUGAAGGGGAAAACCCACACAUACUACCAAGUGUUGAUAGACACUAGAGACUGUCCUCAUAUAUCUCAGAGAUCACAGACGGAGGCAGUUACGUUUCUUGCCAAUCAUGAUGAUAGCCGGGCACUUUAUGCUAUUCCAGGUCUAGAUUAUGUCAGUCAUGAAGAUAUUCUUCCUUAUAACUCAACCGAUCAGGUCCCCAUUCAACAUGAGCUGUUUGAGCGAUUCCUCAUGUUCAACUCCUCUAAAGUGCCCCCCUUCGUUCCCAGAGACACGUUGAAGGCGUGGCAGGAGAAGAACCACCCCUGGCUGGAGCUGUCUGACGUGCACCGCGAGACCACGGAGAACAUCCGUGUCACCGUCAUCCCUUUCUACAUGGGCAUGAGGGAAGCACAGACAUCUCAUGUUUACUGGUGGCGUUACUGCAUCCGCCUGGAGAACCUGGGCAGCGAGGUGGUGCAGCUCAGAGAACGCCACUGGAGGAUCUUCAGCCUGUCGGGCACCCUGGAGACCGUCAGAGGGAGAGGGGUCGUAGGGAGAGAGCCUGUGUUAUCCAAAGAGCAGCCAGCCUUUCAGUACAGCAGUCAUGUAUCUCUUCAGGCACCCAGUGGACAUAUGUGGGGCUCCUACCGGCUUGAGAGGCCCAAUGGCACCUUCUUCGACGUGCGCAUCCCACCCUUCUCGCUCGAAAGCAAGAAAGACGAUACUCCCAACGGCUUCCUGCCUGGGCCCUUCACCUCACUGGCCUAGGGGCCGACCUGAGCAGCCCUGUACCUCCACCCCCCCACCCCCAGUCACCAGAUCCAACUCCCCAUACACCCUCCAGCCACUCCUCAGUCUUCCCUCAGUCCUGGUCUUAUUUUGAACUCCCUGUGUUCCUACUGCCAUACCUGCUCUUUAAAAACCAAUCUGACCUAUUGGGCUUCCGAAGGUUUAUAAGCUAGAUUCUGAGCCAUAAAGAUACGUGUAGUUUGAGACGGGCGAGGUUGAAGAUGCACUUACGAAGUCAUGUUUGAGACAUGCAUGUCUCAGUUGAUAGGAAAGCUAUUUAAGAAAUAAAACUGUUGUAAACAUACUUGAGCACCUAUCCACAGUAUUAUAUGAUUAUGUAUAUUAGGCAGUUCAUAAUAUGUAUCAUCAUAAUACAUCAUGUGGUGGAGUCUUUCAUGUAUUUUGGUGUAACAGGAUUUCUGUUCAUGCAGUCAAAGAAUUUCUCUAUAAUUAUUCGAUGUAAUUACAAAGUAAUCUAGAAAUCAUUUUCACUCCUAGUUGGUCAUCUGCUCUCUCUUUAGUUCACCAACUAGGACUUUUUACCAGUUGCUUAUGAAUUUAACCUUUCACUGAGAUGAUGUGGAAGCUAACCAAAAUGAUUCAUAAUGGAGACUGUAAUCAGACAUCAUGACUGUGAUGUCCUCUACCUUUUCACCCCAUAUUGAGCCACAGGACACAGCCUCUCAUCCACACAUAUCCAUAUCUGAAUGUAAGGGACUUUGUGUUGCAAGUGUGUUUGAUUUUUACUGUGAAGUGUAUGUGUGGAUGGCGAAGCUCCUUCAGGAAGAGACUACCUGGUGAUCCGAUGGACAUUGCAUAGGAAAAGUGCUGGUUGGAGGCCAUUUUGUUGGAAUAAGCACAGACGAAGCUGUGCAAAUAUCUGGUGCCAUUGUCAGAAUCCGAUGCAUUUCAGUGCAGGUUUAUAAUAUCUUUGUUGGAGAUGUUUUAAGUUAUAAGAUGAUUCCCCCUCUUAAAGCCUUUGAUCCUGGUCUUGGGAAGUGUUGCCACAUAGAGUUGAAGCUGCUACAAGAAUUACUCCAGAUGAGGAUUUUCAUGAAGACGCUAGGCAAAGAUGUAAAUGUACUGAAUCCAGCUUGAACACUUUCUGGACGUGAAAGCUAAACAGAUGCUGCUCACCUGUACUGUUUUUGCUCACUGGGAUAUCACACAAUCAGUUGUUUAAUAGUUUUAACAUCCCUGUCAUCUUUGCUUUCUGUAGCACUUUUGUCAGCCUAUUGAGGAAAUAUGCCACCGGAUGACCUCUCCUCAAGGUCCUCCGUGUACAUUUUGUAAUUUAAGUGUGUUAUGAUAUUUAUGGUAAAAUAUAAAUAAUAUGAGUGAUCUAGGAAGAGUGACAACCCCUAACGAUGUGUUGCUGCUGCCGUGGAUUGGGGCUUAAACUUAUCCUUGAUUUUGAUUUUAUUUCUUUGAUUUUUUUUUUUCUUUUUGUUUGUUUGAUUAUUGUAUGAGAUAGGGAAAUUCAAGUGAUGCUGAAUGUGUCUGGCAGCAAUCUCUGUAAGGCUCUUAAACUUUGAGAAUAAUGAAAUAAAUUGAAUAGACGUUCAUGUA